This is a messenger RNA of Pyrus x bretschneideri (Chinese white pear), 2861 nucleotides long. Its product is annotated as WRKY transcription factor SUSIBA2-like. Gene Ontology annotation, biological process: regulation of DNA-templated transcription. The record is from RefSeq and is a predicted model, not a curated record. Bases 463 to 2619 code for a protein of 718 amino acids. NCBI's taxonomy places the organism in Eukaryota, Viridiplantae, Streptophyta, Magnoliopsida, Rosales, Rosaceae. Gene Ontology annotation, molecular function: DNA-binding transcription factor activity; sequence-specific DNA binding. The transcript is spliced from 5 exons.
UCCGUUUUUCUGCAACAAAAAUACAUUUUGUAUAUUUGUACCCAGCAGCGUAGGACUAUAAACCCAGCUCUCUCUCUCUCUCUCUCUCUCCCCUUCUUCUUCUUCCUCUCUCUCUCUCUCUCUCUCUCUAAAUCCAAUACGGUUGUUCUUCUUCUUGGAAAACAUAAAUUUUGUACCAUAAAUUUAUAGACAUAGAAACUUGAAAAAUAAAAAGCCUGUUCAUUUUUUCCGGAAUUUAAAUCAAACCCCUUUUUUAUUUAUUUACUAUUCGUUUGGAUACAAUAAGAAGGAAGAGGUUUCAGCUCCGCAACCAUUCAGGGAGGAGGAGCUGAAACCAAAAACCAAAGUUAGGGUUUUUACAAAAUUCUUGCUGUUGGAGAGAGAGGCAGAGUCACAGCCUUGUCACUCUAGCAGGAAAAUCCCAACACACAGACACAAAAUUUAUAGUGUUAAAACAAAAAGAUGAGAUUUUUAAGAAAAAUAGAGCAAGAAGACGACGCGGUUGCGGAGAGCAAAGCCAAAGGAAGAGGAGGCGGUGGUGGUGGUGGAGCAGGGAGCAGCAUUAGCAUAGCAGAGAGGAGGGCAGCCAAGUGUGGAUUCAAUGCGGAGAGGAUCAAUACGGCGCGUUUUAGGACAACCAGUCCUCUGCAUUCUCCACCGGCGAGGUCCCCGUGCCUUACUAUUCCGGCUGGUAUCAGCCCCACGGCUCUGCUCGACUCCCCCAUGAUGCUCCCCAAUUCUCAGGCGCUUCCAUCUCCCACCACCGGAACUUUUCCAUUGCAUCCUCCCAAUGAUAACAGCUUGCUGCUGAAAUCAGGAACUCAUGAAGAUGAUGGUUACAGGCCGGCCUAUUCUAGUUUCCAAAAUCCGGGGUCUACUGUUGACUACCAAGCUCUUGUUUUGGAGCAACCACCAAUGGAGUUUCAAUUCCCGAUGGGGUUUCCAGAAGAAGCUAAUGCAACGAACUAUUCUGUGGAUCCGUCCUCUGAUGUUAGAAACUUAAACAGUGUGAUUAUGAUUGCCAACGGCGCAGAUUUGCAAAUGUCUCAUUCCAGUGCAGCUAGUGAUCAAAACUCUCUUCCCAAAGAAUCGAUUCAUGGGGAGGAUCUUGGGUCCCAUCACUUUUCGGAAGGAGAGCAAAAAGGGUCAUACCCAUCUGCAGGAAUGGUAAGGACUUCAGAAGAUGGAUACAAUUGGAGGAAGUAUGGGCAGAAACAGGUAAAAGGUAGUGAAUAUCCAAGGAGUUAUUAUAAAUGCACGCACCCAAAUUGUCAGGUCAAGAAAAAGGUGGAACGAUCCUAUGAUGGGCAAAUAACAGAGAUCAUCUACAAGGGAGCUCCUCAUAAUCAUGCAAAACCGCAGCCUAACCGUCGAACUGGGGCAUCGCUUGGACCAUCAUUUUCAUGUGAUGAGAUGUCAGAGAUGGGUGAAGGUAGUAGGGCCGCUGUCAAAGGUGAAGGUGGGCCAGUUUGGACAAAUAGUCAGUCUUGUAAGGAUAUGAAAGUUGGCUAUGACGGGAGGACUGAUGGUCUGGAAAGGACAUCCUCAGCAUCUGUUGUUACCGAGCUUUCUGAUCCAUUUUCAACUACUCAAGGGAAGUCCAUGAGUAUCUUUGAAUCAGCUGAAACUCCAGAGCUUUCAUCCACACUUGCUAGUCAUGAUGAUGAAGAUCGGGCCACCCAAGGAAUCAUAUCACUUGGAGAUGAUGCAGAUGAUGAAGAAUCUGAUUCAAAAAGAAGGAAGAAGGAGAGCUGCAUGAUUGAAACAAAUUUAGCAUCCAGGGCUGUCCGUGAACCAAGAGUAGUUGUCCAAAUUGAGAGCGAAAUCGACAUACUUGAUGAUGGCUAUCGCUGGCGGAAGUAUGGGCAAAAAGUGGUCAAAGGAAAUCCAAACCCUAGGAGCUAUUACAAAUGCACAAGUGCAGGAUGUCCAGUUAGGAAGCAUGUGGAAAGGGCCUCCCAUGAUCUGAAAUUCGUAAUUACAACGUACGAGGGAAAACACAACCACGAAGUGCCUGCAGCGAGAAACAGCAAUCACAUGAAUUCAAGUAGCAGUAAUGGACUUCCAUCUACUGCCAAUGCUCAGCCAGCUUUGGCAUUACCCAGAAAUACCAAUGUUCCGAGGCCUGAGACACAAAUGCAAGAUCUUGCACCUCAUUUUGAUAGAAAAACGGAAUUUCAUGACGCAUACAUGAGACCUAAUUUUCUUGGGAAUUUCAAUAAUGACAUGAAAUUUGGAGCUUCCUCCCUUUACCAAAUGAAAUAUCCUCCUCUGCAAAAUACCAUGCCGUAUGCCUCGUUCAGACACAAUGUUGCCCAUCAGGCUGGUUCUAUUGUGCCAGACUUCCCAAUUUCACUGCCUAUGAACCUUCAGCCAUCCGGGAACCUCCCUCUUGCCGGCUAUGAUAUCAACAAUGGAAAAUCAGUUUGCCCCCUACAGCCUUAUUUUUCAGGACAGCAGCUGCAGGAGAAUGAUGUAAGAUUCCUAAAGCCUAAACAAGAGCACAAGGAUGAUAACCUCUAUGAUGCCCGCUUACCAAUAAUGGAUCAGUCAAGUGCAUCAUUGUCGUCGUCGUCAUCGCUAUUCUAUCACAGGGUCAUGGGAGGUUAUCCAUCAUAGUUUGUUUUUGUUCUUUUGCUUCUAAAGCAGUCAUCAGCUGAGGCAGAUUUUGGUUUCCCGCUCGCCUCGAACUAGUGAUAAAGGUUCUAUUUUCUUGCAGAUUUUCAUUGUGACAGUUUAUUCUUGUUUUCCAUAGAACAUGGUAUAAAAUUCCCAUACAAAAAAUUCAUACAAAAAGGUUUACUGGUUUCUUCAUCAACUUUAUCAACAUGAAUAUUAAUACAUCUUUAGUAUUACUCUCU